GAGACCAGUUACGAGGUAAAUUAGGAGAGAUGAUUUUUGCCUUAAGUAUUGUAUAAUAAAGGAAACGUCUCUGAAUAUUUUACAAUAUGAAGCUAUCACUAUGGACUAUCGUCGUAACAAUUUUAAUUUCUGAUGGUGUAGCAGAAAAUGUGACGUCAUUCUUGACAAAUACUACAUAUAGAAAAAACAAUAUAAUAGAGGGCAACAAGACAAAUUCAAACCCAACAUAUACAUUGCAAUUCCUGAAAUAUCCCAAUUAUUUAUGGUUUAUCAGUGGUUUCCUAGCUGGUGUAGGUGGUGUGUCCCUAAUAUUCCUUAUGCAUUUAUGUCAGAUACGGUGGUACAUCUGGACCGCGCUUAGAUUCCUUCGGCGAAUUUGUUUUGGUGACGCAGCAAACAUAUAUACUUUUCCAGACGAACGAAAUGCGAUUCCGAAUUACGGACAUGCCUUACGAGAAAGAGUUCUUGAUGUAAGUAAUGCAGUGCAUCGGGUGAGAUCUGUUUUGUUUAGUUAUUGCAAUGUGUACUUGUUCUAAAUUAAUAUUUUAUCACGUAUAGUG
Vollenhovia emeryi is the source of this 560-nucleotide messenger RNA. RefSeq lists its product as uncharacterized. The record is from RefSeq and is a predicted model, not a curated record. The transcript has 3 exons. The coding region runs from base 87 to 536 and encodes 149 amino acids. Lineage: Eukaryota; Metazoa; Arthropoda; Insecta; Hymenoptera; Formicidae.